This is a messenger RNA of Pistacia vera, 1333 nucleotides long. Its product is annotated as GATA transcription factor 8. Gene Ontology annotation, molecular function: zinc ion binding; sequence-specific DNA binding. The transcript has 3 exons. The coding region runs from base 95 to 1057 and encodes 320 amino acids. Gene Ontology annotation, biological process: positive regulation of DNA-templated transcription. Lineage: Eukaryota; Viridiplantae; Streptophyta; Magnoliopsida; Sapindales; Anacardiaceae. Gene Ontology annotation, cellular component: nucleus. The record is from RefSeq and is a predicted model, not a curated record.
ACAACAACAAACAUUCCAAAGUUGUUUACUUCUUCUUCUUCUUCCUUCCGCAAGGAAAAUUUCUUCGUACAAGUAAGAAAGAAAGAAAGGAAUCAUGAUUGGACCAAACUUCAUGGAUGAGAUAGACUGCGGGAGCUUCUUUGACCACAUUGACGACUUGCUUGAUUUCCCAAAUGAAGAUAUUGAAGCUGGGUUAGCUGCUGCCGAUUCUAAGUCGUUCCCCAGUCUGUGGCCAACUCAGUCCGAUUCAUUGCCCGGUUCCGACUCGGUCUUCUCAAACAAUAGCUCCACAGACCUCUCCGCCGAGCUCUCCGUUCCAUAUGAAGACAUUGUUCAACUUGAAUGGCUUUCGACCUUUGUUGAGGAUUCCUUCUCCGGAGGAAGCCUUACGAUUAAUAAACAGGUGUCGUCUUCCAUUAACAAGGAUGAUUCAUCCCUUAAUCAGUUCCGGACGUCGAGUCCAGUUUCUGUUCUAGAGAGCAGUAGCUCCUGCUCAGGAGAGAAAAAUUUGUUGGGCAGCCCCGAAACACUUGCCACAGGAAGACGAGGACGUGCUCGCAGCAAGCGUCCUCGUCCUGCCACUUUUAAUCCUCGCCCUCCGGUUCAACUUAUCUCACCGACUUCUUCAGUCACUGAGGCGCACCAGCCCUUUGUUGCCCCUAAGGUCCCAUCUGAUUCUGAGAAUUUUGCUGAGUCUCGCCUUGUGAUCAAGAUACCGAAGCAAUUUAACUCAGAGUAUAAGAAGAAAAAGAAGAUCAAAUUGACAGUUCCCCAAGAUUCUACUGAGAAUAAUCAAAAUCAACCAACUCAAGCAGUUAGGAAAUGCAUGCAUUGUGAGAUAACAAAGACGCCACAAUGGAGGGCAGGACCAUUGGGGCCGAAAACCCUUUGCAAUGCAUGUGGGGUUCGUUACAAAUCAGGCAGGCUCUUCCCCGAAUACAGGCCUGCAGCUAGCCCAACAUUUGUUCCGGCCUUGCACUCCAAUUCCCACAAGAAGGUUCUUGAAAUGAGAAACAAGGGCGGUGAGAAGCCUGCAAUUGCCGGAAUUGAGAAAUGAUAACCAAUCUCAGGAGUUGAUUCCAAAUAGCAACAACCUCGCACUGGAGUACAUUUGAGGGAUAGGCUGAGGCAGAGAGCGAUAUUCCUAGUGGGGAAUAUUUCUCAUUGACUUCCCUCACUUUUUCCAGUCGUAAUAUGCUAUUUGCUUACUUAUUUCAUUUCUUCGUUCAUUUGAUUUUGUACAGGGAUGAAAUGGGGAAUUAGGAACAGUAGAUAACCAAUAUUUAGCUAGUAGAAGAGGAAAGAGAAGGAUUGUAAUGAGAGAACUGGAAAA